This is a messenger RNA of Patiria miniata (bat star), 1308 nucleotides long. RefSeq names its product muscarinic acetylcholine receptor M2-like. The transcript has a single exon. Gene Ontology annotation, cellular component: membrane. Gene Ontology annotation, molecular function: G protein-coupled peptide receptor activity. Bases 1 to 1308 code for a protein of 435 amino acids. The record is from RefSeq and is a predicted model, not a curated record. NCBI's taxonomy places the organism in Eukaryota, Metazoa, Echinodermata, Asteroidea, Valvatida, Asterinidae. Gene Ontology annotation, biological process: neuropeptide signaling pathway.
AUGGACAUCAACGCAAGCGUCUCAAACACGACUAACAGUGGGCUUGAUGAACUUAAUGACACUAUGACGACAAGUGGAUUCGAACCCCCAGACACCCCAAACUACGGCUGGGUAGUCUUUCAGUUUGUCUUCUACGUGCUGGUGAUUGUGGCUGGGGUUCUAGGAAACGGUCUCAUCAUCCGCGUGUACUCCAUCAAGGCUCGGAGCGUCAAGACCACCACGGCUGUUCUCGUUAUGGCUCUGGCGCUGUCGGACAUGGCAGUCUGCGUGUUUCGGUUCCGUAAUCUGGGCAUCCUCCGGGCUCAUUUGACUCAGGAACCGAUCUCCCUCGCCAUCCUGUACCUUGAGAUCCCGGACAAGUUUGUCAUCGCUACCACUGUUGCUCUGACGGGUCUGAUCGCGUUCGACCGGUAUGACUGCGUCUGCCGCCCGCACAACCGUCUCCUGGCGUACAAGAGCGCACUGGGGGCAGCAGUGGGAUGCUUCGCGUUCUCCGUGCUUGCCAAUGCUCCACUGGUUGUUCACAUCCUGAUACCAUUCUUCCAGCCGUUGCUGAUCGCUUUGUUGACACCAACCUUCCAAGUGCUCGCCUUUUCGGUCACGUUCGUCCUGAUCGUCGUGUGCUACUCCAAAGUCUACCGUCGAAUUCGUCAGCAUGUAAGAGUGGGCGUUGGAAGCUCAGAGGCACGACCAAGGGUUGUCCUAAACGGCGACAAGAACAUGGAACCGCUGAAAAUGGCUCCGGCGCUGGCAUCGGCUCUGACUUCUACGUAUCCCACAGGAGACACGCGUGUUACUGCUCUGAGCACAUCUUCUGCUUAUGGCCCCAGUACCUCCACCUAUCAGACUGAUGCUGAACCGGUGCGCACCUGUGUGUCGACUUCGUUGACAGUCCCUGGAGUUGCCACUGAUACGAAGGCAUCAGCUUCUCCCGGAUCCCCCACCAAGGCCCACCAUCACCCUUCCGAGGGUCAGUCAUCCCACCGGGCUCCGCCUCAUCCCACACGCCGUCCAGACGGGCAACGUAGACGGCACUCCCUCCAGCGUAAGACCACCCGCAUGCUCUUCAUCACCAGCGUGGUCUUCAUACUGACCUGGUUACCCCAGGGUGUCUACGUGGGCACCCAGCUCGUCAGUGGGUACACCAGUGGCCCCCCGGUCUCCUCCGAUGCCGUCUUCAACCUCAAGCCCCUUCUGUUUUUUAACAACGUUAUCAACCCGCUCAUCUACGGCCUGGCUAACAGAAGAUUCCGUGAAGAUUGCUUAGACGUUCUAAAGAAGCUGAAGAAAUGUUUUUGUCGAAUUUAA